ACAACCCCCCGGGCGGCCGGGCCGUCGGCGAGCCAGCCAGACGGCAGAAAUGCAGCAGCGCAAGCCCAAGGUCUGCGCCGCCGAGGGCGCGGCGCCGGAGAUCCCUGUGUCACAGGGCGGGGUGCCGUGCGACGGCUGGCCGGAGGCCGAGGGAGCUCGGCCGGAUCACUGGCCCCUGCCGCGCAAGAAGAGGCUGACCCUGGACAGGAGGCGGUGGAACACGGUGGUCAACGUCGUGCUCGUCGCCUUCGUCAUGGCCGUGCCGCCGUUCGUCGUCGUCUACGGCGGGGGCGGCGUCGCGCCCGCGGUUUGGAUCGCCGCCGCCAAGGCCCGGCUGCGCCGAGGUGAGUUCGACCAUGUUGCUGUCGCUCUCUUCUCAUGGUUGCCGCAGCUUUAG
Molecule: messenger RNA, 397 nt
Organism: Panicum virgatum (switchgrass)
Lineage: Eukaryota; Viridiplantae; Streptophyta; Magnoliopsida; Poales; Poaceae
Exons: 1
Coding region: 50-397 (115 amino acids)
Source: RefSeq, a predicted model, not a curated record